CCGGGUUGGUUGCCGCUUUCCUCUUCUCCGUUACCGGAAGUAGCCGUUGCAGGAUCGCUUUCGGGGAGUAGUGGGAGUGGCUUGGGUUUCCAGUUAGCCUCCGGGUCCUAGCGCCCGGCGGUACAGUGCCCUGCUGCUGCUUUGACCCUGUGGCUUGCUUCUCCUCUUAAGUAAAGCCAAAAGAGCCAGGGUUUAAUGCGACCACAAGAUGUGUAGGAACAAUUAGUCUCCCUUUUGCUUCAAAGAAUAUUAAUCAUGAAGAUUACUAUUGUUCAGAGGAUUUAGAAUAAAAGGAAGAAAAUUAGCUGUCAUGAAUUGCCAAAUCAGUUAUACGGUCCCUGAAACAAAACGGCAGCCUGUAAAGGCAUCCCAACGCAAUUGCAGCGAGCCAGACAUGGAAACGAAGGAAGAUUUGAGAAGAAAACUUCAUCAAGCCAAGAAAGAGAAACUGGAUAUCACCGCUAAACAUAAUGCAGAACUAUCAAACUACGAAAGCCAGAUUGCCAGGUUGCGAGCAGAAGUUGAGAAAGGUGAAGCAAUUAGACAAAGCUUGGAGUAUGAACUUGCUGUUGCAAGGAAGGAAGUUGGCAUUGAACGGUAUACAUCAGAAGACAAAUUAGGGGAAGCAAACACACACAUUGAGCACCUUCAAGCAACCAUCCGGGCUUACCAACAGAAGCUGAAUGAGACAGAGAGAAGCUAUCACAUUGCUAAGCAGCACUGGGAUGAAAAACAGCAGAGACUUAUGAGUGACAUAUCAGAAAAGGAGCACAUAAUCAAUACCUGCAAUAGUGAAUAUGAGACACUUUUGAAGGAGAGGACUAAACUGGACAACAUCUUGAAGGAGACCCUGGAACGUCAGAAGAAGGAGAAGAGCAUGAUAGAGUCAGAGAUCAGGGAAGUGGCAGCAGAGGAAUUUAGGUGUCAGGCAGAGCUGUGGAAAGGAGAAAGAAAUGAAUUCCAAUUACUGUUACAGGAAAGCAACAGCGCAAUGCAGAAUGUUCACAAGAAAAUGAAAGAAUUGGAAUUGGAGCACAGUAGCUGUUCGGACACACUGAGGCGGCAGACCAGUGAGCUUCAAUUCAUUGCUGAGAGAGAGGCUCGACUUAAAAAAGAACUUGAGGUAGCUACAGCGAGAAUAAAGAAACUGGAAGAAAAUGUAGAGGCAGAGAGAGCAGCACAUCUGGAAUCAAAAUUUAAUUCUGAAAUAAUUCAGUUAAGAAUUAGAGAUCUCGAAGGAGCUUUGCAAGUGGAGAAGGCAAGUCAAGCAGAAGCACUUUCUGAAGUGGGAAUGAUCAAAGCCAAAUUUAAAGAGGUAGAAAAUGCCUAUGAGAGAGAGAAGCAUAACGCUCAUGAGGCAUUUGAAAAGCUCAACAUGCUAGAAAGGGAGUACUUUUCCAUAAACAAGCACCUCAAUGAAGAGAUUGAGGAAAAGAAGAAAGCAAUUAUAGAUCUCUCAGAGAAACUCCAGGAUAAUGAAAAAGAUUACAAGGAGUUACAGGAUGAGCUUCUUCUGGCCAAGAAACGCCAGGUCUUCCUAACAGAGACGUGCGAAAACAACGUGAGAGAGCUGGAGUUAGUCUUGGACAGCUUUACUGUGUCAGGCCAGCGGACAGCAGGCAUUCGCAAGGACAAAGAUAAACCUCCAAGCUUCACUCUUGUCCUUGAGACUUUGAGGCGUACCUUGACAGAUUACCAGAACAAGCUGGAAGAUGCAUCUAAUGAGGUUAAAAAAAGGGCAAUUUUGUCUGAGAAGAUGGUUAAAGACUAUGAUUCUUCUCAACAGCAACUGAAAUCUCAAGCUCAAGAACUUCAGGAAGCAAAGAACAACUUUGCUGAGACCAACAAAGAGUUAAAUCAUCUUCAAGCUAAGUGCGCAGAUAGAGAAUCUUUAAUAGCUACCUUAAAAAAGGAACUACAGAGUAUACUGCACUGCUGGGAAAAAGAGAAGGUGAAUUCUACAGAAUUAGAAAACGAAAUCCAGAAGCUCACACGGGCUUAUGAGAAGGAUACGGAGGAGAAGCUAACCUUCCUCCAUACUUUAUACCAGCACUUGGUAGCAGGCUGUGUUCUUAUAAAACAACCAGAAGGCAUCCUGGAUAAAUUCUCCUGGCCGGAGCUUUGCACAGUCUUGCAGGAGAAUGUUGAUGCCAUGAUCUUAGACCUCAACAAGGCUAAUGAGAAGAUCUCUCACCUUGAAUACGUCUGUAAGAACAAGUCGGAUACGAUGAGGGAGCUUCAGCAGACCCAGGAAGACACUUUUAGCAAAGUAGCUGAACAGAUGAAAGCGCAGGAAAGCUGUUGGCUGAAGCAGAAGAAGGAAUUGGAACAGCAAUAUUCUGGACUCCUUGGGGAGGUUCAUGCAAGGGCACAGAAAUAUCAGGAAAUGGCAGAGAAAGCCAAAGAAAAGUUCGCUGCUACUGAAAAAGUACAGGAGCAAUUACUUCUUGAAAAUUCACACUUUAAAAGCGCAUUGGCACAGACUCAAAAGGAACAUAGGUCACUGCUGGCUGCCUGUGCGCUCUUGUCUGGUGCAUUGUAUCCCCUGUAUUGCCGAGCAUGUGCCUUGUCUACACAAAGAGACUUACUGCAGGAUCAGGUCAACACGUGCGACCUUAUCAAGCAGGAGAUUAGGACUCUGGCCAAUGCACUGUCUGAGGCUGAGGAAAGAAAGCAAAGUGAUGGCAAGAGGAAGCAGAAAAGGCAUCACAGAGGCUUGAUACAUCUUUUCCGUAAAAGUGUCAUUGCCGUGCUGGCGGCCCAUAGGCUUCAAAUGCUGGGCCAGUCAUACAGCUCUCUCUUUUCUUGGGUUGACAACUACAGAGAAGGCAUUGGAAUCUUAGUCUGCGUGGGAGACUCCAAAGAUGUGCCUAACCUGUCAAGGCAUCAGAAGGAGCAGAUCCGAUCCCUUCAAGCAUUCAAUUGGUUUACCAGUCAUGACCUUCUUGCUGCAGUCCUAAGUUCUAUGGUGGAGCUACAGGAAGUAGUUGGCAAGACAGAUCUGAAUUCCUGGAUUUCAGGACAUUUACUCACCAGCGCAGCAAGAAAUUCUUUUUCAAAAUUAAUGGACAAGCUUUGUCUUGUGAUGGAAGUUACUCCAGCAGGUAGCAGCCGAAGUAUUACCUAUGCAGAGAAAGACUCGUUGGUUCAGAAGUUGGCUCGUGGGCUCCAUAAAAUAAAUGCACAGGCGCUUAAAGCAGGCAUGAGCGACGGAGGCCCUGUUACGAAAAGCAUAGCAUCCUUGCAGAAGCAAAUAUUUGAAUUUACACAAAGGCUGCAUACAGCAGAAGUGGAGCGGCGGUCACUGCGCUUAGAGCUCACAGAAUUCAAACGGAAUUUGAAUGAGAUGAAGAAAGAGGCUGACAAAGCCCAGAGCCUGCAAGAGCAAUUAAAUGUGUUUAAGCAAUCUAAAUUGAUCACCCACGAGAGGUUUGAAAGUGCAUGUGAGGAGCUAAAUAAUGCAUUACUUCGGGAGCAGCAGGCCCAAAUGCUCUUGAAUGAACAGGCACAACAACUACAGGAGUUGCAGUAUAAACUGGAAUUACAUUCCUGUGAAGAAGCAGACAAAAACCAUACCCUAAGUGAAGCUGUAAAGAGUCUCUCCGAGGCAAAGAUGGAGCUGAGAAGAAAAGAUCAAUCUCUGCGUCAGCUCAAUAGACAUCUUACCCAGCUGGAGCAGGACAAGCGUCGACUGGAAGAGAGCAUCCACGAUGCAGAGAGUGCCCUCCGCAUGGCAGCAAAAGAAAAAGAAUCAAUUGCUAGGAACAUGAAAUCUGUGGAAUCUACCCUUCAGAAUGUCAGAGAUCAGAUCUCGCUGUCACGGACUGCGGCAACCAGGAAUGACUUCACCCUGCAGCUACCAAAGCUGCACCUGGAGACCUUUGCAAUGGAAGGGCUGAAGGGCGGUCCAGAGGUUGUAGCAUUCCAGGCUAUGAUUGUAAGUUUUAUGGAUGUCUAUCAACUUGUGGGCUCCAGAGUCUCCACACUAGAAAGAGAAAUCGCAUCCCACCACCAUCACAUUGCAGCCCUGAAAUCAGAACUUCAAACAGCGUGUCUUCGUGAAAAUGAAAGCUUGUCCUCUGAGUCACGCAACACUUCAAGCAACCCUGCAGCUUCAAAAUCAUUACUCCAGAUCAACCAGAAUUACAUCCCAGAUUUUUUGCCGCUGAAGGCAGAGUCGGAUUAUGAUGCCGCUUUUGGCUUGGUAAACAAUAGACCCCAGUCUCAAACUUCCUCAUGCUGUUCCUCUGCUCUUCAUAUCAUUCCCAGCAGUAGCAAAUGAGCAAUGCAAAAUGAAUGCUGAGUUUCAUUUUUUGUAAGGAAUUUUAAAAGAACAGAUUAAAAUCCUAUUUUAUUAGGAAGUUUCAGUUCAGAGACUAUGCAUUUCUGUGGCUUUAAUUUUGCAUUAUUUUCUGCCAGAAUGGGGAGAGGGGCAGUUUUGUUCAUACGUGCCUGUACUUUGCCCUCCCGGUGUAGUGAAACAGUCCAUUAAAAGAGAACUUUUAUUUAUCAUA
Anolis carolinensis (green anole) is the source of this 4514-nucleotide messenger RNA. RefSeq names its product coiled-coil domain containing 171 (gene ccdc171). NCBI's taxonomy places the organism in Eukaryota, Metazoa, Chordata, Lepidosauria, Squamata, Anolidae. The coding region runs from base 311 to 4282 and encodes 1323 amino acids. The record is from RefSeq and is a predicted model, not a curated record. The transcript has 26 exons.